Messenger RNA from Rosa chinensis, 690 nucleotides. RefSeq names its product cytochrome P450 CYP749A22. The transcript has 3 exons. The record is from RefSeq and is a predicted model, not a curated record. Lineage: Eukaryota; Viridiplantae; Streptophyta; Magnoliopsida; Rosales; Rosaceae. Bases 1 to 690 code for a protein of 229 amino acids. Gene Ontology annotation, molecular function: oxidoreductase activity, acting on paired donors, with incorporation or reduction of molecular oxygen; iron ion binding; monooxygenase activity.
AUGACAUCGAAUUGGACAGGCUUGAGAAAGAAAUACGCGAUCGACUCCAUCAAGAGGAUCGUGAAGAAAAGAGAAGACAAGGCAAUGAAUGGGGAAGAAGAGAGCUUUGGGAGUGAUUUUCUUGGUUUACUUUUAAAGGCUCAUCAUGAUACCAAUGACAUUCAGAGGAUUUCAGUGGACGAUUUGGCUGAUGAGUGCAAGUCAUUUUACUUUAUGAGUAUGAUCUUUAAUGAGUCCCUAAGGCUAUAUUCUCCAGCUGUUUCCGUCACAAGGAGAGUUGAAAAGGAUGUUAGACUGGGAAAGCUCAUUGUUCCUUUUAUUAUUCCAUCUAGUGAUUACAUUCCUGCUAAAGUUGAGUUGAUCAUUCCAUCUCUGGCGCUUCACCAUGAGCCCGAGUCCUGGGGACAAGACGCGCAACUUUUCAAACCAGAACGAUUCUCUGACGGAGUUGCUAAAGCUACUAACAACAACAUCGCUACAUUCUUACCCUUUGGAAUGGGACCUAGAAUUUGUGUUGGCCUCAACUUCGCCACCAUUGAAGCCAAGAUUGCUCUAUCAAUGAUUCUACAACGCUACUCCUUUACCCUUUCCCCAGGCUAUGUUCACAUGCCUUUAAAGCAUAUGACACUUAGCCCACAGCAUGCAUGGAGUUCAAGUAAUGCUACACUCACUGUGAACUGUGAGGACUGA